Patella vulgata (common limpet) is the source of this 864-nucleotide messenger RNA. RefSeq lists its product as uncharacterized. Bases 1 to 864 code for a protein of 287 amino acids. The transcript has a single exon. The record is from RefSeq and is a predicted model, not a curated record. NCBI's taxonomy places the organism in Eukaryota, Metazoa, Mollusca, Gastropoda, Patellidae.
AUGUUUCAGGAUCCUACUCUUAACUUAAGAUGGAAUGGAUGGGAAGAUCAACUUUCUGGUGUUGCCCGGUAUGCGUGGGAAAUAUUUCAACUCAAAGCAAAUGGCGAUGAGGAACUACGUGAGCAAGUUCCACUUGGUCCAAUUAAAAUAGCAGAAGUUAAUCAUUCGGGUAACAUAGAUUAUCCUAGCUACACUUUAACUGAACCCGGUCUGUAUUCUAUCAUAUUACAAGUUGCUGAUACAGCCAAUAAUUCUGUCUAUAUUCGACGAUUUUGUCUUUACGACCCUAACUCUAAUAGUAAUAUUCAACUAUCGGAUGACCCAAAUACACGCUUGCGAGUUACGUCUGCUUCCCCUGAAUCUAACUUCACCUGGCAAGGAAACAUGGACGGCAUUAUUAGAGUUAACUGGACAAACUACUUCUUUAACGAAUUCGUCGAGAAGAAUCAUUUAUUAAAUAAAAUCCUUGACUACCCACUUCAAUUUCACGGCGAAGACAAAUCAGAAGAAAAAUAUAUAGAUGAAAAAUACAAAAACAUUGCUGGGCGAACCCAACAAGCUGUUCCCAAUACCCGAGGAAUUACAAAGUUUCAGAUUGGACAUCAUCGUGACAGCAACGGUGGCAAAAACAAACCAGCCGAACUGAAAUUUUGGGACAAUUUAACAGAUCCGAUUUCUACUAUCCAGACGUUAAACAUUUCUGUAAGUGAUGGCGACACAGUAAUUGUAUAUGUCAAAGCUAUUGAUGCCACCGGGAGGGAAAAGAUAGAAUCGACUCAAGUCAAUUUUGAUUCAACGCCACCCGUUGUUACAACGUUAGAAUUUCAACAUUCUCCAGACUCCCCGGACAAGACCUCUAGGUAA